CCGAAUCUUCAAACUACUUUUUCUAAUUUUAGGGAAAAAAGCUUAAUCCUAUAUUAAUAGCAAACAAUAAGAACUUGGCAAUAGACGGAAAUAUAUUUUGAGGAUAGAAAAUACAAAUUGAAGGCUUGAUUCAUGAUAAAAUAAAUAAGGAUAAUAAUAAUCUUAGCAUAACAGACAGAAAUAGUGUAAAUCGUUUUUUUAUUGUCAGAAAUGGACACAAGGUUUUCACAUUUGCGCUGAGUGAUAUUUUUCAGAAAUAAAUUUGCUGCUUCUUAUUCGCCAUCGGCAGAUCACCUGAUGAUGACUGCUUCUAAUUUUCAUCAAUCUACUACUUCUUAUAAAAAAUACGGUUAUUACACUUAUCCCUUUGGCUGAAAAACUACUUUGCUUAAUUCAAAGUCAAAAUUGCGUUAGAAAAAUUGCACAACAUUUAAUUUUAAGCUUGCCUAGUUGGCCAUGAAUUUUUCACACAAGGUAAUUAUUUCUCAAGUACCUCAACAACGUUUUCGAGAAAAUUUCAAAUUUAUUUCCAUUCAGCAGCGAGUGACGAAGGAACAAAAAGUACAUUUUUUCAAAAGCGAAGAUGGUGCGCAGCAUUUUCUCACAACGGUACAAUUACGCAAAAAUACGCGUUAACGAGGCGUUGGAUGAUGUCUUUCGGCGCAUACCAAUCUUUCCGAAAAUCGCGAAGCUGCCCAAGCUAAAGCGCACUUACUACAUUGCCACGCCGAAACCGAUGGCCGAGAAAAAGAACAAAUUGAAGCCAAAGCACAAGAAAUUGCUGCCCUCCUCCGAGUGGUAUGACAGUGAUUUCAUACCGAUGACAACGCGCUAUGAACUCGAAAUAAUUUUGGAUACACCGCUUAUGGAGCGUCAUUCGGGCCACAACUCGAAAGGCACCUUCAGUCAUGUCUAUUGGAAGUCAGCCGAUUCGGAUGAAACGCAAACAAAUGCACAGCUUAUAGCAGGAGCUAAUGCUAACGCCAGCAACGGUGAGUUGACAAGCAAAAGUCAAGUUGUUGGGGACAAAUCGCCUUCGAUUGCGCAACCGGUGGCAGCAGCAACAAUAACAUCCAGCAAUGCACUUAUAGCGAAAAAUACUUCACCACAGCUAUCACAUGGCUACAGUCUAAAAAAGGAUCCGCCCGAAUCAGCAACGUUAAAAUUGCCUGAUGCACCCAAAAGUUUGGCGGCCACCAGAGAAUCGCACGAUUUCGAAUUUGCGGUGCCGGAGCUGAGUAAGCGUCGCCGCAAUAAGCAUCUCGAGAAGAGCUACGAAUGUGAGCAAUGCCACAAGAAGUUCGAUCGCCCUUGGGUGCUGCAUGGUCACAUGCGUCUGCAUACCGGCGAGAAGCCGUUCGUGUGCCCGGUGGAGUCCUGCCAGAAGCGUUUCGCCGAUCGCUCGAAUUUGCGCGCUCAUCAGCGCACCAAAGGCCACCACAACUGGAGCUAUCAAUGCCCGCAGUGCACCAAGGCCUUCAGCCAGGAGAACUACUUGAGUCGCCAUAGCUUGGAGGCAUGUCGAAAAUUUUUAGCCGCGCAUAGAAACGGCUGAGUUGCAACCACGGAUGCAUUUUGCUUUUUUACAUAGAGAUUUUUGGUUAUGUUGAAUUUUUUGUAUAGUAUGUACAUAUAUAUGUAUAUGUACAUUUAUACACAUUUGUAUGUAUAUAAUAGAGAUAUGCGAAUGUUUUGUAAAUUUUAUUUGAAUAAAUUACAUUUCAGUUAAGUUUCGGGAUAUGUACACUGUU
Messenger RNA from Bactrocera oleae (olive fruit fly), 1751 nucleotides. Its product is annotated as zinc finger protein SNAI1. Gene Ontology annotation, biological process: regulation of transcription by RNA polymerase II. Gene Ontology annotation, molecular function: RNA polymerase II cis-regulatory region sequence-specific DNA binding; DNA-binding transcription factor activity, RNA polymerase II-specific. The record is from RefSeq and is a predicted model, not a curated record. Lineage: Eukaryota; Metazoa; Arthropoda; Insecta; Diptera; Tephritidae. Gene Ontology annotation, cellular component: transcription regulator complex; PcG protein complex; chromatin.